AUGUUCGCCCUCCGCAAGCUGCCCACUGCCCUCCCUCGACCACUCGCACGCACAAUACGCGCCAAUGCUACCCUAGCAUCCACCUCCGAGGCCGCUCCGUCCACUCCCGAAGAGCCAGCAGCAUUAGAAGCAGCCACGACUCAAGGCCGGCGGAAACGCAAGGUCCCACUGAAGCGCCCUCCCAUCUCCCUCGAGAACCCGCGCAAGUGGAAUCGCCCCCUCACACCAGGCGUCAUCCCCGCGUACGACCUCGCGCUCGCGUACCUCCGCCAGGACAGCGCGAACCUCAAGAAGGAGUUGGAGGAGCUCCGCGGGGUCAUCAAGGCGAAGGAGGGGGAAUACAAGGUUCUUGAGAAGAGGGUGUUGGAGCUGAGGGAGAAGGAGGCGGGUGUCGAGGAGCGCACGAAGGCGAGGAGCGAGCUGGACGCGGUGGACGCGGAGCUGGAGAAGUUACUGGAGAAGGCGGAUAUUUUGGAGGUGCAGAGCGAGGUUAACCUCCCGGAUGUGAGGUGGACCGUGAGCAAUGCUAUGGCGGACAUGUCAAAGGUCUCGCACCGGGCUCUUCUUGAGCAGAAGUGGAGGAAGGAUGGGGACCUAGACUUGCUGAUGGAACGUCUAUACCAAAUGCACGUCGUUCCGGACGUCUUGCCUGAGAUUCACCCGAGUCUCGACCUUCACGUCGUGGCACGCACAAAACCGAAGGAGUUCUUGAACUCGGACUCGAAGAAGGUGCAGAUGAACGUCGAGCCGGGCACCUUUCUUCGGCCCAAACAGACAUUGGUACCUCCAAAGUUGUUUGCGAGUGUCUUCCAUACCGACACACGUCUAUAUACGAUGCUCUUGGUCGAUCCUGAUGUCCCCCAGCCAGACACGGAGAGCUUCACGACAUACUUGCACUGGAUGAAACCUAACAUCCCUCUAUCCGCUACCUCUCCCUCGAAGCUCUCCGACCUCAACACACACACCAAAUACAUCCCACCUCACCCUCAACGUGGCACACCCUAUCAUCGCUACGUCUGCCUCCUGCUUCCGCAGCCCCCAUUAGGGGCGUCAGAGUACACCCUAACCGCGGCGUCCCGGGCCACCGGACCUACGUCGAUGCAUCUCGACAUCCCGGUCGUGCCAGAGGCAGAGCGGCUCGGGUUCAAUGUGCGAGAGUUCACCCGCAGAUGGAACUUGAACGCGGCUAAGGGGGGCGGAGCGCAUAUGUGGCGAGAGGUCUGGGACGAGGACGUCUCGGCCGUGUAUAAAGAUAUCCUCAACAAGCCCGAGCCGCGCUAUAGCCGCCCGCCCAAGGCCGACCCGUACGUGGAGGUGAAGCAGAAGAAAAAGUAUAUCGCGUAG
Molecule: messenger RNA, 1344 nt
Organism: Cyclocybe aegerita
Lineage: Eukaryota; Fungi; Basidiomycota; Agaricomycetes; Agaricales; Hemipholiotaceae
Source: the annotation of a GenBank genome assembly